UUGCAGCACUGCUGAACUUCCAUCUCCUGGAUUCAGUGCUGUGCUCUGAAGCCAUUAUGGCUGGCGCCUCCUACGAGACACUUGAGGGUCACAACAUCGAGAUCGGCUGUGAUGGCGAGAGCCUGACCAUUAACGGUGUCAAGAUGGUGCUGAAGAAGGACAUCGUCACCAGUAAUGGCGUCAUCCACCUCAUUGACCAGGUCCUCAUGCCUGAUUCAGCCAAACAGGUGAUGGAGUUGGUCGGUGCCUCCCAGUCUAUGUAUGGUGACAUGGUGUCUGAACUGGGUCUGGUGUCCCUGAUGAGACCCAAAAUGGAAUACACGCUCCUGGCCCCCUUUAAUGCAGCCUUCAAUGAUGAGGUGAUGGCCAUGGACCAAGAUGAACUACGGGUCAUCCUGGAGAACCACAUCCUGAAGAAGAAGCUGGUCCUGAGCCAGUUGUACAAUGGCCAACGCCUGGAGACCAUUAGUGGCAAAUGGUUGAGAGUUUUCAUCUAUCGCACAGCUGUCUGCAUCGAGAAUGCCUGCAUGGUGAGGGGCAGCAAAGAAGGCAUCAAUGGCGCCCUGCACCUCCUGAGGACCUUCAUCAAGCCAGCUGACAGCAACAUGUUCCAGAUCCUGAGAUCCAGCGGGAAAUUCAAGAUAUUCCUGUCCUUGAUGGAAGCCGCGGGCCUGACUCAGUUGCUGCAGCAGGAGGGCGACCAUACGCUAUUCGCCCCUACUGAUGAUGCCUUCAAGGGGCUGAGCCAACAAGACAUCGCUCUGUUAAAACGUGACGUCAACGCCCUGAGGACCAUCCUUCUGUACCACAUCAGUAACGGCAUCUUCAUUGGUGGAGGCUUAGAGGGCGGAGUCACCAACCUGCUCAAGUCCCUGCAGGGAAAUAAUCUGCGAGUGCUGCUUAACAAUACCAUACAAGUGAAUUCUAUCGAGGUCUCUGAUCCGGAUGUCAUGGCUUCAAACGGAGUAAUUCACUACAUGCAAACUCUCAUUUACCCUGAAGAUUUGCCAGUGGGAAGCCAAGAGCUACAGACCCUUUUAAGGAGAGUUGUCAGACACAUCCAGAUCAAGUAUGUUCCUGGGUACAGAUACAGAGAGAUUCCUCUGACUUUCCUGAAGAGGACUGUCACCCGUGUGAUCCAAGAUCAGAGACCCAGAUACCGUGACAGGACGCGGAACCGCUCUUUCCGUGACGUUUCAGGGGAACCUUCCAUCACCAAGGUUACCAGAGUCAUCGAAGGAGAACCGACCAUCACCAAGGUCACAAGAGUCAUUGAAGGGGAACCAACCAUCACCAAGGUCACAAGAGUCAUUGAAGGGGAACCGACCUUCACCAAGGUCACAAGAGUCAUUGAAGGGGAACCUGCAAUCACAAAAGUUACCAGAGUCAUCCAAGGUACACCCUGAAAUAAAAGUGUGAAGGAGGAAACAGGAGGAGAACGAGGAUGGCCCCGCCUUUCCGGGAGCGCACACACUGAGCAGGACCAUGUGAGGACACCCUCCAGCUAAAUGAGAUAAGAAGCCAGGAAUUAAUUCACCAAACGGACCCUGACCUCAAAGCCCCAAGCUGUGGGAAUGGUUGUGAUUGAUCAGGAACUCAGCUUCAGCUCAGAAAUCCAACGUAUACAAGUGUUAUAAAUGAAACAAAGAAUAACCCGGAACAUGGUGCUAGAACAGCAUAAUCUACAAUACAUGACGACAGAGCCUGUCUAAGAGGUGAUACCAGUUUUGAUCAGUUUUACAUUUUUUUUUAAUUGGUCAUUAAAUCCAACAUUUUAUUACUGAGAUCUUGAAAUUCCACUUGAAUCCAUGUAAAUGUUAGAACUUUGUGUUAGCCUUUCUGAAAAUGCAUUUAUUUCAGUAUAAAUAUGAAUUCGAACAGUGUUUUUAAAAAUUGCCUUAGGUUUGGCUGAUUGUGUGUGGUCAACAAAUAUUAGAAGUGGUUUUGUUUUUAUUAUUAUUAUUAUUAUUAUUAUUAUUAUUAUUAAUAUUGCAGGCAGUACUCUAUAGAUAGAAAGCGUUUUAUAAAUGGCAGGCUAACACAAAUAGACAUGUAAAGUUGAACUGGAGAGACAAAGUAUCCUGGAACAGAUCUAGACUUCAGUGUGCAAAGAUGAGGGCCAACAGGACUGUUUACCUCUGUAAUGGUGAUUUUGGGGUGCUUGCAUUCAGAACCUUGACUGCCUCUUUUCUUCUUCAUCGAUUUUCAAGCCUUUCUUUUUGACGACGCUUAGCUCCUCUCAGACACCAAGCCAGUCACCUUUUUCGAAAGUAAAUGAUUUGCAAAGUAUCCUGAGUUAUAUGUCUUGUGCUUAAUCAGAAUUUCAAUCUUGUCGUAAUUAUGCUUGUUCUUUUAUUGCUGAAUCAAGUUUCCGAAUGAAGCAGCACAAGUGCUGCCAUUUUAGCUUGAAAUAUUUUACGAUAUUUUUGGAAGCUGGUGUUUAGCAGUAACUGUCUUUCAGAUUUUUAUCCUGUCACUGCUUAACUAUUCAUAAACAUGUUCCAAUAAUUACAAUAAAUCUUUUUCUGAAAAUGG
Messenger RNA from Paramormyrops kingsleyae, 2535 nucleotides. NCBI's taxonomy places the organism in Eukaryota, Metazoa, Chordata, Actinopteri, Osteoglossiformes, Mormyridae. The record is from RefSeq and is a predicted model, not a curated record.